AUGGGUGAUACGCAAAGUCGGCGGCAGGCGUACCAGGUCGAGCGCGAGGAGCAAAGGGCGAGUAGGAGUAGGACCCCGGAGCUACAGUUAUUGGCCUCACCGCUAGUGUCAGCCGCGGGAUCCAUGGGACCGACGGUGUCCCCCGUGGUAUCGCCGGGGUACACCGAGGCGGAAAGUGACCUAGAAUUGGUGAGCUGGGAGCCGGCGCCACGGAGAAAACGCGCACGCGAGGCGAAGCGCGAGGAGCCCCGGACCAGCAGACGUGAGGAGCCCCACACCAAGCGCGAGGAGCCCCGGACCAGCAGACGCGGGGAGCCCCGCACCAGCAAGCGCAAGGAGCCCCGGACCAGCAGGCGCGAGGAGCCCCGGACCAGCAAGCACGAAGAGCCCCGCACCGGCAAGCGUGAGAAGCCCCACCCCAGCAAGCGCGAGGAGCGGCCUGAGGGUGGAAGGAGGGGGCGCACGGAGACGCGGAAGGAGGAGCCCAGUGAGCGGGCCUCGAAGCGGGCGUCCCCGCGUUCGACGCGUACGGCCAAGGAAGAGGAGUCGUCGGCACGCACAAGGGGGAGGUCGACGGCGCGGCGAGGGGAUCAGCGGCCGACAGACCCACAGGUCGAGGAGCCGCAGCCAACGCCGACCGAAACCGCGGUCAAAGAGCCGCAGACAACGCCGACCGAAACCGCGGUCAAAGAGCCGCGGGCAACGCAGGCCGACAUCGCGGAAAACAACGCGGCCGCUGAGGCACGACGCCUCGCGGAAUGGCACCGGCGGUUCGCGCUGGCCGCGGCGGCGGAGGAGCGGAGGCAACGGCGUGUAUGGGAGGACGCCUUGUCGCUGGCAAAGAGGCUGAAGACCACGCAGGAGGCUGAAAAGGCGGCGCAAGAAGCGGAGGCGGAGCGCCACAAACGGGACGUCGCGCACCAAUGGCGGUACGGGCUGGCGGUGAUCUCCAGCGAUGAGGAGGAGACGGAGUGCCCACCAGCGCCGAAGGCGGCUCGAGUCCAGUCGCCCGAAAAGGAGUGGCAGGAGAGGCUACGACGAGCCGAGGUGGAGGAGGAAGAGCUCUGGCAGCCACCCCCUGAACACGUCGAGUCCGAGGAGGAGCCACGGCCGCAGGCCCCACCGUCACCGGGGCAGAGGAAGAGCUGUUCCAGCGUCGGCCGCCGGCUGACAACGCGCGUGGUCAAGGGGGUCAGCAGCAGCAGCAUCAGCAGCAGCAGCAGCACUGGCACGGGCCACAGGGAGCCGCCAUACGCGGUACGAGACGGCAUGAUGUGGCACGUGCAAACGCUGCACAUAUCGUGGGCCUCUGGGCCCGCGCCCCAGCAGCCCGGGCAAGAGGCGAGGGAGGCUCGACUGUGGGAGGAGGCACCAUGCGCCAGUGACGAGCGGGACCCGAGGCGGCGGGCACGGCCACAGGAGUCGACAGGCCCAGCGGUGGCACCCACAGCCGAAGAGGUGCCCGAGGAGGCGCCCGGGGGGACGGCAGAGGUCGAGACGGAGGGUACGACGAACACGCCAACAUCACUGACGGCGGAGGGCCCAGCGGCGGCACCCGAAGUCGAGGUGGCGACCGACGGCGAAGCGGAUGACGGCGCGAGAGCAACGGCGGAAGCGAAGAAGGACGAGGCUGCGGAACAACACUCACCUGAGCCAUGA
Drosophila miranda is the source of this 1659-nucleotide messenger RNA. RefSeq names its product serine/arginine repetitive matrix protein 1-like. The coding region runs from base 1 to 1659 and encodes 552 amino acids. NCBI's taxonomy places the organism in Eukaryota, Metazoa, Arthropoda, Insecta, Diptera, Drosophilidae. The transcript has 2 exons. The record is from RefSeq and is a predicted model, not a curated record.